This is a messenger RNA of Emys orbicularis (European pond turtle), 1137 nucleotides long. RefSeq names its product ciliary microtubule associated protein 2 (gene CIMAP2). NCBI's taxonomy places the organism in Eukaryota, Metazoa, Chordata, Testudines, Emydidae. The coding region runs from base 1 to 1137 and encodes 378 amino acids. The record is from RefSeq and is a predicted model, not a curated record. The transcript has 9 exons.
AUGGCAGCAAAGGGCUUUACAGGUGCCCCCUUCGGCACUCAGACAGUCAGAUUUGAUGUGUCAGCAGUUUAUCCAAAGUGUAAGAAACCUGGUACAUACACACAGGCGCCAUACUGCAAAAAGGUCUCUUCAGAGUUGGGCAGAAAGUUAGGCCCAGGCACCUACAAUAUUGACCAUGGAAGCUUUAGCUCCUCUGUGCUGCAGGAGAAGGCUUCAAAUUCUGGCUGGGGCAAGGCACAGGAAGCGGCACGACUUACCCAGAUGCCCCAUUUUAAUUUUAAGGAGACCUUGAAGAAAAGCAAGUAUCUGAAAGAAAAACUGGGCCCAGGAACUUACAAUAUCAAAGAUUUUCUGCAAGAGACCCGACCUUCAAGUAUUAGAGGUGUUUGUGACACUGGAGAAGAGAGGUUUAGAGCCUUCAUUAGGGAUUGCCACCCUGGCCCUGGGACUUAUGGCAAGAAUGGAAACCCUUAUGCCCUGAUUGAGGAGAAGGAGAGACGCUCGGCAAACUCUCAAGGGAUAAUGGACAGCAAAACCGAAAAAUCUGUCUUACCUACUGCUGCGGGAAGUGGUUUGGGGCCAGGCACCUACAAUCUCAAAAACAGUACAGACGAGGUGUUGAAACGUGUGGUCAGUAAUCGCGGCCCAUAUGACACCUUCACAGGAGACAGGUCAAAGCCUAUUAUCUGCGGACAUUACGCUGUGGAAAAGAAAUGCAUCGAGCUCGGCACCAGCAAUGUCAAGAGCUUUGUGGAGGAGCUGGACACCAAGGACAGAAAGAAAAAAGGCGUUUUCAGCACCCUCGCUCGGAACCCCGGCUGCCCCACGGAGCGGAUCUUCUGGGCCACACUCAGCCAGUGUCCACGUGCCACGUAUGCUGUAGGGCCAGGCUCACAUGAUCCAAAACCCGUGGAGCGAUCAGAAUACUUCAAUCAACCUCCAUUUUGGUCAUCUGCAAAAAGAGUUGACAGGAAAGCAUACCGCCUCUUUAUUGGAAACACGAACCCAGUUGGUGUUGGUCGCUAUGACAUCACAAAUCAAGAAAAGUGCAAGUGGAAUACUAGAUAUCGGUCACUUUACCAGUGCGAAACACACCGUUAUCUGAGUAACCUGGAGCGGGAUGCAUACUUACUGUAA